Molecule: messenger RNA, 291 nt
Organism: Penicillium canescens
Lineage: Eukaryota; Fungi; Ascomycota; Eurotiomycetes; Eurotiales; Aspergillaceae
Exons: 2
Coding region: 1-291 (96 amino acids)
Source: RefSeq, a predicted model, not a curated record
AUGACCGUCGAUGCGCCGGAGAGAACUGCACUAACCAUGCUAUCAUGUCCCGACUUCCUCGGUGGCACCCAGCCGGUCCGUGGCGAUGUCGGGGACAUCUUGGGCGCCUCAUGGCGAGGUCACAAUCCCUAUGGAUGGAGCAGCUGGCUAGCACCAUACGGUCAAUCAUCCACUGUGGUAGAUGCUUGGGGCAAUGAGCCCGCCGCCUAUGGAUCCUCACGCCAGUGGAUUGGAAUGACCGUCAGGACGUCGAGUGCUGGCUUCCGGACCAUCUCGGCUCUCAAGUCCUAG